This is a messenger RNA of Notolabrus celidotus (New Zealand spotty), 7379 nucleotides long. RefSeq names its product jumonji, AT rich interactive domain 2b (gene jarid2b). The record is from RefSeq and is a predicted model, not a curated record. Gene Ontology annotation, biological process: chromatin remodeling. Gene Ontology annotation, cellular component: nucleus. The transcript is spliced from 18 exons. Lineage: Eukaryota; Metazoa; Chordata; Actinopteri; Labriformes; Labridae. Gene Ontology annotation, molecular function: DNA binding; histone demethylase activity. Bases 707 to 5083 code for a protein of 1458 amino acids.
AUUUUUAAAUACAAAUUAGGAUAAACUUCACUUUAAUGGCGAGGAACACACAAUACAUCCUUUAAAAAAACUGCGGAGUACGUACAUUUGGUAGUGUUUCGUGUUUCGUGUUGUCUCACCGUCAUUUUGAAGUUGCCGCUGAGUGCUGAGGGGCCGUGAUAGGCUGAGAGGCGGAGGCUGAGGAAGAAAGGAGCUGCUCUCAGUCAGUAGAGCAGUGCCGCUGGAGAGCUCUCCCAUCGACCACAGGCUCCAGCUAAAAAAAGACGUGACACCUAACGUUUUGUUUUGUUAUGUUAUUUAUUAAUUACCUACCGUUCCGUCACUUCAAGCAAGAUGUAACUUUGUCGACGCCACCUCCAGUAUAUUCAUGCAUUUGAAAAGAGCCGGGAGCGAGUGCGCAGAGACGAGAAGACGAGCUGUUCUGGCGAAUGGAACUUAUUGUGCAUUUGUUUUGACUAUGUUAUCCCUAAGUGAGUUUGGCUUCGGUCCGUCUCUGUCUGCCGUCGACCCUUGAUUUUUUGGGGGGAUUUACAUCCGAAUAGUUUAAGGGAGACACCGAAGGAGAAUUGUGCAAAGCCAGCAAGCUUUUGCUUACGGAGCCGGGGAUUUAAAUCGUCAUUUGGUUGUGCUCCGGGAGAGGCGAGAGUCAAAGAAAGAAAUUCAUGUGGCCAUUCUCUCUAUAGCCAAACAUUUUGGGGAUUGCAUAAUGAGCAAGGAAAGACCUAAGAGGAAUAUCAUUCAAAAGAAAUACGAUGACAGUGAUGGGAUCCCGUGGUCAGAGGAGCGGGUCAUGCGAAAGGUGCUUUACCUCUCACUUAAGGAGUUUAGGAGUGCACAGAAACGGCAGCUGGAUGGAGACGGAACCACAAACUCAAAUGGUUCUUUAGUCAACGGGCAGCUGAACGGCUCGGGCUCAAAGGGCGGCCACGAUGGGUCCUUGCACUCGCAGGGCCUGGACGGGAGCAGCAAGUACGGCGAGGAUGGCCCUCCUAAGAAGAGACCUCGACUACAAGCCCAGAGGAAGUUUGCCCAGUCACAGCCCAACUCGCCCAGCACUACACCCGUCAAAGUGGCCGAACCAGGCAGCCUGAACACCACUGUCCUGGCCGCUGUGCCCUCCUCAUCAUCCCUCUCGUCACUCUCCUCUUCAUCACUGUCCUCCUCCAUCCAGGACCUGUCAAGACGCAAGCCCAAGACGGAGGAUUUCCUCACCUUUCUCUGCCUCCGAGGUUCAUCGGCCCUGCCCAGCAACAUGGCCUACUUCGGAAGCUCCCAGGAGGAGGAGGACCUGGAGGAGGAUGAUGAGGAGGAAGAGGAGGAGGUGAGGAAUGGAGGAGGAAUCCACUCUCACGGUGGGGGGAGCAGCAGCCAAGCAUCAGCCUCCUCCUCGUGCCACUCGACGCCCCGCAAGGGCAAACUCCCCACUAGGCAGCCGCUCAACGGGCACGUGUUCAACAGCCACGGUAAAGCAGGGACCAGGGAGAGUCCGAGGCCCAAGGCAGGAAGUCAUGGCAGGGAAGGACCCGCCCCACCACUGCCACCUCCUCCACCUCCACCGCCGCCACUACUGAGGGAGCGCAGCGAGCGGGCGGAGGCACGGGAGUACCUGAGGGAGCAACAGGCCUUGGCCAGCAGUCGAGGCUCGACCAAUGGGCUGCCGACAAGGAGAGCGGCUGAAGAGCUACGCAAGCAGGUCUCUAAAGUGAACGGGCUGACGCGGGCAGGCUCGGCACAGGCUGUAAGUGGUGCCAAAAAGAGCCGUGACUUCCGACUGCCGUCCAAAACUGUGAAGAAGUACACAGCCACCGUGUCCAAGGGCCACGUCACCUACACCAAAGCCAAACAGAAAGAACUGGGCAAGAAAACCAAACUCAGCCACAGCAGCAACAAACACAACAGCGCCGCCUCGGCAACAUCGUCAGCGAACAAUCACAAUCAGCACAGCCAGCCAGCAGCCAGCAACGGGCUGGCCAACUCAGGAAAAGCAGCGGCACCAGCCCUCCACAGCAAUGCAAAAACCCGCAAACAGGUGCUACUAUCCAAUGGGCUGCACAAUGUGGCUGCCAGGGCCCGCCUCAACGGCAGGCUGAAUGGGCAGCGGCACAACACAACAGUCAAGGAUGACAUUCAAAGACAGUGCCAGCGCCAGCAGGGCCAUGCAGAAUGCCCUGGUCGAGAAGGACUGCGUAACUCCAAGCGGCGUCUGGAGGUGGUGCUUAACUCGGUAGGGGUUGGAGUUGUCGAGCAGAAAGCCAAAACCGCAGCGAACGAUGCCAAGAAGGCAAAGAUUCAACCGACGCCUCUGGAGACACGCAGCAGCAGUAAGAAGGUGGCCAAUCAAGACAAAGCUGCCUCCCAAACCACCACCCCUACCAAUCUUAUUUCUAACGGACAUGAAUCAAAAUCACCCCUCUCCCCUCAACAAACUCCACCUGCCACCCCGCUUCCACCUCCUACCCCCCCACUUAUACAAACCCCACCUCCCUCUACACCAGCAGCCAACGUGGAGCCGGUGAAUCAGCGACCGAAGCGGGCAUCAGCCGGCAAGCUGAUGUUGAUCCGACAAGCACAGCAGCAGCAGAGCAGGUCUCACGGUCGCAGCUCGUCCUCUUCCUCCCCGACAUUGGGCCAGAAUCACACACAGAACCCCAGUCGUGCCAGCACUACCUCAGACUCCCAAGAAACCUCUGUGUCCUCCUCCAACACCUCCUCCUUCACCUCUCCGCUCACUUCCUCCAACAGCCCCGGACAGCUCAAACCAGCAGCAACUCGGACCGUCGACCGGGACAAGGAGUGGGAGCGUGAGAAGGAGAUGACGCGGCAGAAGGAGCGCGAGCAGGAGUGGGAUCGCCAGCGGAGCGAUCCAGAGGGCUGGUCAGCACUGGGUGAAGCCCCCAUCUUCAGCCCGGCGCAGAGGGAGUUCUUGGACCCUUUGGUGUACUUGGAUGUGGUGAGGGAAGAGGCAGAGCCCGCUGGCAUGUGCCGUGUGGUCCCGCCUCCAGACUGGCGGCCAGAGUGCAAGCUGAGCGAGGAGAUGCGGUUUGUUACACAGGUGCAGAGGGUCCACAUGCUGGGGCGGCGCUGGGGCCCCAACGUGCAGCGGCUUGCCUGCAUCCGGAAGCACCUCAAAUCUCAGGGCAUUACCAUGGACGAGCCACCUGUCAUUGGUGGCUGUGAAGUGGACCUGUCACGUUUUUUCCAGCUCAUCAACGAAAUGGGUGGCAUGCAGCAGGUGAUGGACCUGAAGAAGUGGACCAAGCUGGCUGACCUCCUGCGUAUCCCCAAGUCGGCACAGGACCGGCUGGCCAAGCUGCAGGAGGUGUACCUCCAGUACAUCCUCUCCUAUGACUCACUCAGCGCAGAGGAGCGCCUCCGGCUGCAGGCCGAGGUGCUGCAGGAGAAAAAGAACCUUGAGACGCGUCGAGGCCCUCUGGAGGGCCUGUCGGACUCCUCGGCGCCCAGUGCGCUCGUGCUGCCACGCUACGAGCCCAAGAAUGGGCUGGCAGGUGGGAUAGUAGGAGGGGCGACAGGAAAUCACCGCACCAAUGGAGUGUUCCAUCGUCUGAAGGAGCUGGAGGCUCAGGUCAAAGCGGGCCGGCGCCGGCUCUUCGCUCAGGAAAAACAAGGCAAAGAGGACAAGCAGCACGGAGAGGAGCAGCAGGAGGAGGAGGACUGGGGAGUUCUUGGUGACCAGCACAAAUGUAUUUACAAGGGGAAAUCGGUGUCUUUGACUAACUUCUUCAGGAUAGCCCGGAACACCAUGACCAUGUGCUUUAACAAGGAACCUGGGGCUGCUGAGGUCGAGCAAGAGUACUGGAGGAUUGUGGAGCAGAGAGACAGCCAUGUGGCAGUGCAUUGUGGGAAGGUGGACACCAGUACACACGGCAGUGGUUUCCCCACAGGAAAAUCAGAGCCAUUUUCAAAACAUGGAUGGAACCUUACUGUCCUUCCCAAUAACUCUGGAUCCAUUCUGAGACAUCUGGGUGCUGUGCCUGGGGUGACCAUUCCCUGGCUAAACAUCGGCAUGGUCUUUUCUACCUCAUGCUGGUCUCGAGACCAAAAUCGCCUUCCAUAUAUUGAUUAUUUACACACUGGUGCUGAUUGCAUUUGGUAUUCUGUCCCUGCUGAGGAGAAGGCUAAGCUGGACAAGGUGGUCCAUACACUGCUUCAGGCCAAUGGCACCCCAGGGCUAGAGAUGUUAGAGAGAAACAUCAUGAUCUCUCCAGAGGUGCUGUGCCGUGAGGGCAUCAAGGUUCACCGCACGGUCCAGCGCAGCGGCCAGUUCGUUGUCUGCUACCCCGGUGCCUUCGUCUCUAAAGUAUGCUGCGGCUACAGCGUGUCAGAGACAGUGCACUUCGCCACACCGCACUGGAUGAACCUGGGAUACCAGGCUGCAAAGGACCUGAAGUGUCGCCGCAUAGCCAAACCCUUCUCCAUGGAGAAGCUACUGUACCAGAUCGCCACAGCUGAAUCCAAGAGGGACAACGGCCUUCUCCUCACCACCAUCUCCGCCCUACUCAAGGACCUCAGGAACAUAGAGAUGCGCCAACGGCAGGAACUUUACACGGCAGGUUUGCUCUCCUCUGCCCGCUAUGGCACCCAUGACGGCAGCCUGGGGCCCGGAGAGGCACGCAAGAAGCCCCGUGGGAAAUGGCUGGCACUGGAGUCUUCUGAGAGACGCUGCCAGAUCUGUCAGCAUCUCUGCUACCUGUCCAUGGUGGUCCAGGAGACUGACAAUGUUGUUUUCUGUCUGGAGUGUGCACUGCGCUUUGUGGAGAAGCACAAAUCCUGCAGAGGCCUUAAGAUGAUGUACCGAUACGAUGAGGAGCAAAUCAACAGUCUGGUGAACCAGGUGUGUGGCCGGGCCAUGUUAAAGAACGGAGGCAGCGGCGUUGGUAACGGUGCAGUCGUAGUCAGUGCAGCAGCAGCAGCAGCAGCAGGAGGAGGAGUGGACCCCUGCCUCAACCUCAGCCCCGCCAAAGCGUCCCCAGCAAAGCGAGGCCCCAGAAAGCGCGCCACGGUGGAGGUGUCCCUGGCACGCCUGUCCUCCAGCCACAUCCCCAAGGCCGCUGCUGUGUCCUGAGAGGGGGGGGCGCCUCGACGUCAUUGCCCACAUCCUGCCUCCACCCCUCCAUCAGCCCCUCCCAAAAUCUCCUGCUUUUACUUUUGACUUUAAAAAUCACUAUCAUCCCUCCCCUGAAUAUUUAAGAUUAUUUUUGAGCUUUGAAAACCCCCUCACCUAACCUCAGACCCCUUCUACAAAAGAAUCUCACCUCCCCCCUUAGUAUGACAGGCUUGUUUCUAAAAAAGAAAAGGAAAAAAAGAAAAGCAAGAUGUCUUUUUUUGCACUAGUGUGAAAGCAGAAUUUGUUUUUAUUCUGGAUGAUUUUAGAAUCGCCCCUUUCCCCUUUAAGUCGUCCUUUUACCACUUUACAAGCAUUAAUGUCCCAUGAAGACUUGAUGAGACCAGUGAUACCCUUUACCUCCACCUACGUCCUCCUUACACUGAAAUGGGUUACAUUUGUUACCUUCUUGUUGCAUCACUCUUCCCUGGCCCCCGUGACUGAGCCCCACCCCUCCUCAUCACGCGUCACUCAGCUGUGAACACGGGACAAAUGAAAGGCGGCCUUUUUUUUUUUCUUCCCUUGUUUUUCUUCGAUGAAAGUGACAUCAAGUAGUUACCCAAAGUUUUUCUCUGUCCUUGCUUUGAGGAAGAGGAGUCCUUUUUAAAAAUUGAUUUUAUUCUUUCUUGAUGCAGCUACUGCAUUUUCUGUUUUAAAAAAGGGGGGUCAGCGAUGCGAGGUAUAAACUUGAAAGACAGAUGAUGUUGGUUUAUUGUUGGUUGAUUAUGUUUUUCCAAGUUCUAUUUUGAAUUUUAGCUUUGUUUUUUGAUAGGUUUUUUUGCAAGAAGUCUUCUGUGUAUUUUUAUUUUUUUUGUCAUUGUGGAUGUUUCUGUUCGUCGGUGGAUGUGAGAGGGGGCGGAGCUAAAGCUGCUCACCUCACUCCCUGUUAGUAUGGAGGGACCUCCUUCGCUAGCGAGUGAAAACCGUGCCUGAUACUUAGCGAGGAGAUCCAUUUUAUUGGUGCUGUUGGUUAUAAUUACUGUAUAACAACACAAAAUUAAAAAUCUGGGGGGUUUGCACAUGCUAGCAGCUAACAGCUAGCUCAUGCACCCCCACCCCACAGGGCAGAAAGGCUGUCGGGCUUUUCUGGUUCUAGAUGUGCAAUCGUGUUAACAUUCCAUUCUUCCAGUCCUCUUGUUUCAUCUGUACCAGUAAACAUUAAUUAUUAUAUUAUAUUAUUAUUAUUAUUAUUAUUUUGUGUUUUUUACCUUUGUUGAUCUGAUGUGUUAUCUCAAGUAGAGCCACUAGUCAAAGAGUGUAAAAUGUGAAAUAUCAAAUCCAAGUUUGUUUGUUUUUUUUGGAUUUUGCAUUUUUCCCUUUUUCAGAUAUACUAUGAGUGAUUUUUUUUUUUUUAGAGAGAGGAAAAAGUCCAACACAAACAAAACAUCAACUUUUUUUUGUACAUAAUCCUGUAAAUUUCUUUAAAUACUUGAGCCUUUUUCUGGGGAUGAGGAAGGAAGGAAGAAAGAAAGAAAGGAAGGAAGGAAGGAAGGAAUGAAUAAAGAGAGGAAAAAGUUCCACAGGAGAGAGAGAGUGCUUGAUGAAGAAAAAGCCUUACAUUUCCCUUUCUUCAUCCAUGUGAGUGUGACGCUUACAGGGUCGCUCUGGUAGACGUGUAUAAAAAUUUUAAGUGCUGCUUAUAUCACUAAGAAAGAAGAUAUUGAGUAGCCAAUGACUGCCCCCCCCCCCCCCCCCCCCCCCGACCUAGUUUUGUUUGUUUAGCUUUACUUUUUUAAAGAAAAGGGAAAAAAAAGAGAUGUUCACAAAAAAAGUGGGUUUUUACAUUUUCAUUACUGAAAAUUCAACAAAAAUGUAGUAGCUACUCAUGUUGCACUGAGCUUGCCAGUGGUGACUGUCAAGGAAAAAUCCUAUAAUCCAGUUUGUUGGUUGUCGUCCCUCGCAGAAGACUGAACUGUUUUAGGACUAUUUAAUGAAAUACCAAGUUGGGUGUUUUCAACAUUUAAAAAAGUGGUUGUCAAGUUUUUAUGGCCUUACAGUAUAUUUUAUUCUGAUGGGAUUGUUUUUGUUUGUUUUUCAGUUCUCUUUUCUUGUCGUUUUUCUUCCAUUUUUCUACAGUAUAAACUACUUGCUCACAGUGGGGUCUCUGGUGACUUUAUUUAUUAGUGCCGCAUCUCGGCCUUUCCCUCCACUUGGAAAGAGAGUCUCAUGUUGGUUAUAUUGACAGUUUUUUACUUUUGCAGUUUGUACCUAAGGUUUAAUAAAAACUUACCGACAAUUCACUGUCACUUAUUUCCAA